CGCAAUCGAUAUAAUAUCAACAAAAAUCAACACAGUAGGAAACUUUGAUUUAUUCAGUUAUUGUAUUUGUGAUUGUGAUUGAAAGUGGAAGUGAGUGUGCUGAGUGCGAUGAUUAAUUACGGCUUUGCCGCUUGACCAGCAUAGAUACAUAUAUAUGCGAAACGCGCCAACUCAAAUUCCAACUUGUUGUAAUCUACGCAGCAGCGGCAACAAUAACAAAAACAGCAGCGUCGACAGCGAGAACAAAUACGAGAACACAACAACAAGCAGUAAACGAUUUUUAUGGAGGCAGCGCUGCAAGCAGAGCAGUUGCUGCGCCGCUGUUAUCACUUAUAUUUACAGUUGCGCCGCCCCUAUCCUUGCAGUUAUCAAAUAUCAACUUGUUGCCAUAGCGAUAGCGUCUGCUGAUGCUGUGAUCUUUAAACAUAGUGACGACAUUCGAAAUAUUUAAAUAUAAUAAAACUACAACUACAAGCUACGACGCUGACGGUCACAAGGGCGCUGGGCGUUGCGGGGGUGGCGGAAGUGGUUAUAGAGAACUAUUUAUAAUAGUGGCAAAGACACGGAUAAAAAACCAAAAGAAAGACGCGACAAAAGACGCAACAAAUUAAGCAAGUACUAAAAGACGACGUCAAAAAAUGUACAAAACGCAUCAAAUAUUCACUACACCAACAACAACAACAAGAACAACAACAGCCGUGGUAACUGUAAACCACUAGUCAUACACACACUCACAUACCAUAGGAGAGUGUGCGUGUGUGCGUGCGUGUGUGUGUGUGUGUGUGUGUGACUUGGGAACAGCUGGCCGCCAUGGAGCGUCGCCUCCCAUUGUUUCCCAUUGAAGCCGAGCCGCCAACAACGCCCACACAGCGACUCACAUUGCUGGCAACGCGCUCGCUACGUGCGCUGCAAUUAAACUGGAAGAUUAUUAUAUCCGGCAUCACAUUGACGCUUUUGGCCGUUAUUUGGUAUUAUCCAACGUUCUUCUUAUUCUUCGCAUUUGUGAUCUAUUCCCUGGUGCUGGUCUUUGCAGCUGUCGCUGGCACCGUCUAUAUACAUUACAUAUUUACGACCAAUGAGCCCACAAAGCCAAAUCGACUGCCCUCCAAGCUGCUCUACAAUGCCACCAAAAGCAACAUCUUUGAUUUGCCAAAUCCCAUUAAGAAUCCAUCAAAUUUACCUUUAAUCUUUGGCAAGACAGUCGAUCUCCAGUUACAGCAGAUUAUUGAAUAUGUGCUACGUGAUUUUAUGGUGCCCUGGCUAGGCUAUGUUGUGACCAAACCCAAGCUUAUUAACGAUGUUAUACGCGAAGAUCUGUGGAAUGCCAUACAGAAGAUACACGAACGUGCGGUUAAAAUGGAUCCUGCCAAGAUUAUAGCCGUUGACAUGGUCAAUCGGGUGACAGUUCAUCUCGAAAAGAUUCGUAUUGCCGAAGCACGCGCUGCGGAAACCAACAGCGCUCCUGUUUUUAGCACCAAUUCGUACCUGGUCGAUGAGGAAAAGGAAAUGGAGUUUCUACGGAAACUGUGCGAGAUUAUGGUCAUAUUACUGCUACCACGCGGCUACUCACUGCCUCCACUCAAAGUGCUGCUCAGUGAGAUACUUUCCUUUAAGAUUUUCUUUCCCAUGAUCAAAAUGCUGACUGCACCGGAUUACAUAAAUCAGAAAGUGGUGCAAAAUAUUGAGACACGUUUGGCGGCGGCAGCGAUAAGUAAACGAAGUUACGAAUAUGCGGCGAGUUUUGAGGAAUUCCUUAAGAUCAUCAACAGUUCGGGAAAUUUGGAGGAAUUGUCACUGAUACGCAAAAGCAUUGUUAACGAUCUGAUGCAUGCCACAACCAUGCAGAACUUGCAACGUGCCAAAGGCCUUGAUCCAGACACUGAGGAUCAUACGCUAACCAAAUCCGAGCUAACAGCCGCUGUGCGGCUUAAACGAUACGUGCAACAGCUGUCACUGGCCAAGGGUCAGUGCGAAAAGAAUCUGGCCAAGUUUGGCUGGAAUGGCAACUAUUCCAGCGAUACGGAUCUAACCCUAAUGGAAAUACUCAAUACGGCUGUGGGGCGACGCCACUUUACGCUGUUCCUGGAGCCGCUGAAGGCAAGCGCCCUGGUGGGAUUCUACCUGGCCGUGGAUGAGAUGAAGCAUUCGCACAAAACCGCCACACAUCAGCUGGGCACGGAAAUCUUUUACACAUAUAUACGAGCACCGAAACCGGAGAUUCAAAUUGAUAAGCACGAGCGGAAGCUCAUUGAGACCUUUGUGCUGGGCGAUGCGGGUCCAGAUAUAUUCUAUGAUAUCCAGCGGAAUAUAUUGCGCACACUGGAGGACAAAUACUAUCCGCCGUUUGUGCUCAGUGAGCAAUAUCGACAGCUGAAGGAGGCGCUCGACUCCAACGAAUUUAAUGAUCCCACCUUGCUAAUGUGCCCCACACUCCUUGGCGAUGUGCCCGACGAUGAGCAGGCCAUCGUUGUCGAUGGCCUCAAUGGUGCUGGUGGUGCUCCCGCUGCCAUCGAUGUGGCCGCUCAUACCUCGUAUGCUCGGCGAAAGCUGGAGCAGAUACAGGAGCGCAUUGAUAAGAAGAAUCAAGCGCUGGACGCAUUGAAAUACUCUGUUAAGCCGGAAUCCAAGGUGCUGCAAAUACUCGAAAAGGAAAUGGAAUGGCUCAAAAGCGAGAAACGUCAAACGGAGGCGCAUUUGCGACGCACGGACGCCUGGACGGAGCAUCUGGGCAAGUGGAAGGCCACCAUACAAAGUGUCGAAGUUUCCGAUGAGAAGGAAUCGCUGCAGUUCAUGAUCCUUGUGCAUGUGGACGAGGACAUCAAUGCGCCACCUCAGGCAGCGCCCAAGAAUGGUGACAGCAGCACAGGACGUGCUCAGCGAAGGCGUCCUUCCGGCAUUUCCAGUGGCUGGGUUGUCAUGCGUUCCCUUAACCAAGUGCAUGAACUGCAACGUAAGCUGCGUCAUGUGAGCUCCAAUUUGAAAUCGCUGGACUUGCCAACGAACUUCAAGUUCUUCUUUCUGAAAACCGAUCGACAUGCGCAGGAAAAGGCAAAGGGACAAAUCCAAAAGUUUCUCAAUUUUAUACUGGAGGAUGAUCAUUUGAAUGGCAGUGAGGCCAUAUAUACAUUUCUUAGUCCCAGCUCGGAUCAUUUAAAGCAAACGUUGCCAUCACCCAAAAAGUCCAAGUUCUCGCUAUCCACAUUAUUUAAAAGCGAUGCGGCAAAGGCGCAUGAUAGCAAUAAGGCGAGUGAUCCAUUUUGGGGUCUGCAGCGGGAUGAUGAUGAUAUGUCCACGUAUUUGGAUGGUGAAUCGGGCAGCGAUGCCAAAUUCCUUGCGGAUUUGGAUAGCAAAGAUUCGAUUGCGGAGCCCAUGUAUGCGCUAAUGGGUGAAAUCUUCGAUAUGGGCGGCGUCUUCAAAUGGCUGCGCAAGAGCAUUAUCUCCUUUGUCCAGAUCACAUAUGGACGUACGAUCAAUAGGCAAAUACGUGAAUCGAUUGCCUAUCUUUUCGAGGAGUCCAUGCUGCACAAUUAUUUCUCGGCCAUAUUGAAAUCAUUUUGGCCCGGCGGUGUACUUGCCUCCGCGUAUCCGGUGCGUUCCGAUGACAUGAAGGAGAUGACCACGAAUGCAGCAAAGGCUCUGCUCACCGAUCAUAUACCCGAGGUGCUAUGCAAUCUCGUUGGCGCCCAGGCGGCCAAACGUGGUGUCCUCAAAGUCUUUGAUGCUCUACAGAAUCCCACAUACAAUAAGCAGCUAUUUUAUGAACUGCUGGAAAUACUGAUGAUUGAGUUCUUUCCGGAAAUUCGUCAGCUGAAGGUGAACAGCGCCAAUGGCAACAAGCUGAACACGGCGACGGCGGGCGUGGCAGCUGCCUCUGCUGCCGCCGCUUUGGCUGCCGUUGCCGCCUUGCCGCUCAACUACAGUCACAACAACAGUCACAAUAGCCAUAGUCAUGGUCAUGGUCAUGGUCAUGGCCAUGGAGCGGCCAAUCAUCAGCAUGCUGCUGGAUCACAUGGCGGCAUGACGACGACGACAACGACGUCGGCAUCCAAUGCAGCAGCGCCCAAGGAGCAUUAUCAUCAGGCGCCGCAACAGUCGCCUUAUCACCAAAGCUCGGGGCAACAUCAUCAUGGCUCAACGGGCUCCAAGUAGAUGCCUCCAUAGAAGAAUAUUCUGUUUAUUAUUUUUAAUUAGUUGAAUGUGUUAACAAUGCUCUCUCUGUCUCUCUGUCUAUCUCACUCACUCACUCUUAACUCGUAUAGCUAUCUCGCUCGUUGGCAUGUUUAGUUCAAUUUUUGUUUUGAGUACCCUGGAGAGAUUAUUAUUUAUUAUAAUUAGAACAUAACUCCCAUUAUUCCGUACUUGUUGUUUGUUUCUUCUUGUUGUAGUUGUUUAGACAAUUCAUUGUUUGUUCCUUUGUUUGUUUUUAUUGUUAUGACUAUUAUUAUUAUACUAUAAUUAUGAUUUGUGCUUUCGUCGCAGUAUUAAGCGUUAAACCAAAAUUGUUAAACAUUCCCAUUAAAAACAACACAACGAAUAGACCCUUCUACAACCUCCAACCUUUAACCUUUACCCUUCCCCUUACCAUUUGUAACGAGCAAAAGAUACACGAUUAAACAUAUUUAAAUUGUUGGUGCCGAUUGCCCAAAUAAUGAAAUAAAUUUGUAACUGGAGUCGACUUAUUGUGAUCUUAGCAAGUAAACAGCACCAAAAAAACAACAACAACAAAAACAAUUGUAA
This is a messenger RNA of Drosophila innubila, 4737 nucleotides long. RefSeq names its product sorting nexin-25 (gene snz). The transcript is spliced from 12 exons. Bases 811 to 4149 code for a protein of 1112 amino acids. Lineage: Eukaryota; Metazoa; Arthropoda; Insecta; Diptera; Drosophilidae. The record is from RefSeq and is a predicted model, not a curated record. Gene Ontology annotation, cellular component: intracellular membrane-bounded organelle. Gene Ontology annotation, molecular function: phosphatidylinositol binding.